UAAUAUCACGUGCUUAAAAAUGGCUGCCUGCGUGUCAAGAAUAUUGUUUAAAGUGCCUGUCUUGAGACAGCUUAGUGUCCGUAAUUGUUAUGCUAAUACACGUUCAAAUUUGAAGAUAGGCAAAGAUACCAAAGUUAUUUGUCAAGGUUUCACAGGAAAACAGGGUACAUUUCAUAGCCAACAAGCUAUUGAAUAUGGAACUAAUUUAGUUGGUGGAGUUUCUCCUAAUAAAGCAGGUACAACUCACUUGGGAUUACCUGUUUUCAAAUCAGUCAAGGAGGCAGUUGAAAAGACAGGAGCUACUGCUACUGUAAUUUAUGUUCCUGCAUCAGGAGCUGCUGCAGCCAUUUCUGAAGCUAUUGAUGCUGAAAUUCCUCUUGUAGUUUGUAUAACUGAAGGUAUUCCUCAACAAGAUAUGGUACGGGUGAGGCAUAAACUUACGCAGCAGAGCAAGACACGUCUUGUAGGACCUAACUGUCCUGGAAUCAUUAAG
This is a messenger RNA of Stegodyphus dumicola, 493 nucleotides long. RefSeq names its product Succinyl-coenzyme A synthetase alpha subunit 1 (gene Scsalpha1). Gene Ontology annotation, cellular component: succinate-CoA ligase complex (ADP-forming); mitochondrion. Gene Ontology annotation, molecular function: succinate-CoA ligase (GDP-forming) activity; succinate-CoA ligase (ADP-forming) activity. NCBI's taxonomy places the organism in Eukaryota, Metazoa, Arthropoda, Arachnida, Araneae, Eresidae. The record is from RefSeq and is a predicted model, not a curated record. Gene Ontology annotation, biological process: tricarboxylic acid cycle.